AUGGGAAGACGGGAGACCGGAGAGGAAGAAAGGCCAAUGAUCACUCAGACUUACGGCUACUGCUUGGGGCCGAAACCCACGAAGAGGGAUGCGGCGUCUGUGGAAAUACAUUCUAUUCAUUGCUUAAUUGUUUGCUUGUAUGAAUCGUUAAUGGAGGAGGAACGGGAACCUUAUCGUGUGAGACUUCUCAAGGCGCCCUGCGAGGGCUCAGAAGAAGCGAGCAGGUGGCUGUGCAGAUGUAUGAAUCUGCCCUGUGGGAAGGGUCCAGAGGGAAGGCAUGACUUUGAGAGCUUGAUUGAGACAGACAGACGCGCUUUCUACAAAUUCAAUCGUGGAGCCCAGCCGCCUGAUGAAAGGGCUCCUCUGGCUCCGCUGCGUGAAGAUGUGACUCUAAUAGAUCCGUGCUCCGGUCAGCUGAGCGCAGGGGCACGAGUGCGUCUGGAGGAGGAGAGCAGAGGCCCAUUCAUCGAUAAGGUUUACGCUGCGUCCGAUCUAUGGGUUCCAGCGGGAGCGCGAGACAGGCCUCAGACGCCUCCAUCCAGGCCUUCAGCUCUCAUGCAUGACACGUCCGAGCACAAGAGGUGGAACUCCAGGAUCAAACCAGAGGCAGCACUUAAGGCACACCUCGGCGGCCGGACGAGUGCACCGAGUAUUAAACACCCCUCUCAGGACAGCCAUGAAAUGAACGCGGGUGCAGAACCACCUGCUCUUUUUGAUAGCAUAGCAACGGCAGCUCGACAAUACAUCUACACCUCUGCAGCCCAAAGAGCGUAUGAGGAUGUAGACUGGGACUCAAAGUUACCUCCUCGCCACAAACCACCCACGACUACUCUGGAGAAAAUGGCUGACCCUGUGAGUCAACGUUUUGUGUUGAAGCGAUACCACAGCAGAGCUGAGCUGUGGCAGGCCAUUGGAUCCCAUUGGAACAGACAUCAGUUACGUUCCACAUUUAAUGCAAGGAAACCCAUCAGCUUCACCAGUCCAUGUAAAAAAUCAGGCCACAUACCUUUAUACUGCGGUACGGUGGGCUCUGAGAACAUGGACAGCGUGGACGUCCCAGGAGAGGACUUCAUUCCUCUGACUGUUCUGCGCACCACAGUACCUCCUCCCACCCCUGCCAGCUACCGAACUACCAUUCCUGGUUACACCGGAAAAGCCCGGUUUGACAGACCACAGACCUCAGGUGUCAGUCUGCCUUCUUUACCAUAUACUCCACAAACAGCGGGGGGUCGUCCUGGUACCUGGAGCACCCCUGAGUACGGACACAAGGCUCCUCUGUCAGGAAUGAUCACUACUGUCCCACCGGGAAACCCUUACCUUCAUCCCAAAGCCCCGGUGCUUUCCAUAAAAUAACUCUAAAAGCACGGCAUGUCCCUUGAAGGGAAGAAUAAAUGAUGAAGAAGCGUGGGAAAUGAAAGUAUCCUUUUUCACGAAAUCCAAUCUGUGUUUGUGAAUAGAUCUAUAAUGAUGCAAUGUCAAUGACUGAUUCUCUGAGCUCUGAAUAAUGAGAUGCUUUAUUAGCAUAAUUUCCCUUGAUUUAGAUGAGUGCUUCUGAAAAUGUGGAGGUUAUGCCAUUGUCUUAAACAUUCGCUGUGGGUGCGUGUGGGCUUUUCGUAUUUGACUACAUGUCUGUCCAUGCGGAUAAACGAGUGAAUCAUUUCUUCACAGAUCCUCUUUUGCGCGCUUUUUAUUACUUUGGUUCAUCCAAAUGGCACGCACAAACUGCUUGUGGAACUACAUUGUGGUUAUGCAGCAAUAGCAAUGCAAAUAAAACAUAGGCUGUUAUCUUAAAAGAAAACAAAAGACACACGUUUCUGAAAUGCUCUAGUUUUGCACCCCAAGAACUGUGGUUUGGAGAAUAAAAGAAAGAACACCAGUGCAGCUUCACCUGCUUACAGGAAAUAGGAACGUGCUGGUUUCCUGUUUCCCCCUUUGUCGUCUUUGCGCUAUGUUGAAAACGGUCCGCUCUGGAAGCGGCGCACUUGAAUCCAGCAGAAAACACCUAGAAAACACCGACUGGAAGAAUCAGGACUGAAGUCCUGAACGGUGUUCAAGUUCUGAACCUUGCAGUUGAGGAAAUAAGAUGCGAUUCUAAGUUAUGUUUUGCAUUAUGGGAAGACAUUCUGUUUUUUUUUUUUAGUUGGUUUGACAGCUAAACCAUGGUGGGAAUAAAGCCCUCUCUGUGGUAUUUCCAGAGAUGGAGAUGUGGUUAACUGAUAACUAAUGUCCAUCUUGGGGCCAAUGAAAGGGAUCAGACUAGACUUUUGUUCGAGGGUCUGGAGAGCUUUCUCUGAGGUGACCUUCAGCCCAUCACUAUGAGCCCACAUAAAAAAAAAACUAAGUGAAAGCAUUUUUAAGGUAAGACAGGCUCAACACAAUUGAUGUAAGUUGCUGAAGCAACUUCUAAUGUUACAGAGAUUUUCCUAAUGAGCUUUUCAUAGUUCUUCCUCUACAAACAGGCAGGUGUAAUGUCUGAGGAUUUCAGGGGUCGCCUCAUCCCCGAGUCUGUUCAUCUGUAGAGUGUGAUGUGAAGCGGAAAGGGUAAUACGUUUGCCAGGUUUGACAUCAUAAAGGUGCAAAACUUUGCAGUCCGUUGUCUUUUGUCUGUAAUCUAGACAUUUCGAACCAAGCCACUUUCUGUUGGCCAGCGAAGCCAAUGUAGCCCACUUGAACCGGUUGUGAACUCACAUUUUCAGCUGUGUAUUUCUAUUAAAAUGACUUCAUUUCUCACAUGAAAAUUCCCUGAACAAUUCUAAUUGUGACUGGACCUUGACUGUUUUCUGCGAUUUAAUCAAAAUCCAGUUAUUCAAACCAAAAAACAGUUAAUUAAAAGUCAUUUAUCAAUUGCUUAUAAAGUACUUAUCACAACUCUAACAUGUUAUUAUUGUUUUUAAUUGUUUUGUUAGUUUAAAAUCCAGUUCAUUGAUUUAACAUUGGCACAGGAGUACCAGAAUUGCUCAUUUCUGACACCAAAUAAAGACAAAACAAUUACGUCUCACUAUAUGCUCAUAUCUUACUUUGAGGGGAAAAAGUAAACAUUG
Molecule: messenger RNA, 3041 nt
Organism: Puntigrus tetrazona (Sumatra barb)
Lineage: Eukaryota; Metazoa; Chordata; Actinopteri; Cypriniformes; Cyprinidae
Product: spermatogenesis-associated protein 48
Exons: 10
Coding region: 1-1353 (450 amino acids)
Source: RefSeq, a predicted model, not a curated record